AUGGAAGCUGGUGAAACAAUGGUUGAAACUAUGCGAGCAACACCUACACCUGUUACAACGGCAAGUAAUGUUACAACAACAUCAAGUGAUACACAUGAAGGUAUUAAACAAUAUUACAUUCAAAAAAUUGAAGAACUUCAAUUCAAUGUCGCAGAAAAAAGUCAAAAUCUACGACGUCUACAAGCAAAACGAAACGAAUUAAAUGCUAAAGUUCGAAUGUUACGAGAAGAAUUACAAUUAUUACAAGAACAAGGUUCGUUAGUUGGUGAAGUUGUUAAAGCUAUGGACAAGAAAAAAGUACUUGUCAAGGUACAUCCCGAAGGUAAAUUCGUUGUUGAUCUUGACAAAAACAUUGAUAUGGCUAAAGUAACACCAAGUUGUCGUGUUGCACUUAAAAAUGAUAGUUAUACAUUACAUAAAAUUUUACCCAAUAAAGUUGAUCCACUUGUUAGUUUAAUGAUGGUAGAAAAAGUUCCUGAUUCAACAUAUGAAAUGGUUGGCGGUCUUGAUAAACAAAUUAAAGAAAUAAAAGAAGUUAUUGAAUUACCUGUUAAACAUCCCGAAUUAUUUGAUGCAUUGGGUAUUAGUCAACCAAAGGGUGUCUUACUUUAUGGUCCACCAGGUACAGGUAAAACACUUUUAGCCCGAGCUGUAGCACAUCAUACGGAAUGUACGUUUAUUCGUGUAUCGGGUUCUGAACUUGUGCAAAAAUUUAUUGGCGAAGGUUCACGUAUGGUUCGAGAACUUUUCGUUAUGGCUCGUGAACAUGCUCCAUCAAUUAUUUUUAUGGAUGAAAUCGAUUCAAUUGGUUCAACACGUGUUGAAGGUAGUUCCGGUGGUGAUAGUGAAGUACAACGAACUAUGCUUGAAUUACUUAAUCAACUUGAUGGUUUUGAACCAAAACAAAAUAUUAAAGUAAUCAUGGCAACUAAUCGUAUAGACAUUCUUGAUCCCGCUCUUCUUCGUCCAGGACGUAUUGAUCGUAAAAUUGAAUUUCCAGCACCAAGUGAAGAAGCACGUUUAGAUAUUCUUAAAAUUCAUUCACGUAAAAUGAAUUUAACACGUGGAAUUAAUUUAAGAAAAAUUGCUGAAAUGAUGCCAGGUGCAUCAGGUGCUGAAGUUAAAGGUGUUUGUACUGAAGCAGGCAUGUAUGCACUUCGAGAACGACGUGUACAUGUAACACAAGAAGAUUUCGAAUUAGCUGUUGCAAAAGUUAUGCAAAAAGAUUCGGAAAAGAAUGUUUCAUUAAAAAAACUUUGGAAGUGA
Molecule: messenger RNA, 1266 nt
Organism: Rotaria sp. Silwood2
Lineage: Eukaryota; Metazoa; Rotifera; Eurotatoria; Philodinida; Philodinidae
Source: the annotation of a GenBank genome assembly